UCAUUCAUACUAAUACUGAAAGGGAGUGUAUGACAGUAGGACUCUGUUUCCACCUGCAGAGUCCACUCAGACAGUCAGAUUCUCGAAUCAUCUCCCUUUCAAACAAAACCUCACCCUCUGUCUUCAUCCAAAAUUAAAAAACCUCAUUCACUCUCACCUCGAAUCCGCAACUUCCCAUAUUUUCCCACGCACUUCAAAACAAAAAGGCAGAAAAAAAUUUCUACUUACCCAUUUUCUUGUAGUUUCCCUCAGACCCCCAAACACCCCCUGUUAUCUUCACAGACUCAAUGCAGAGCCUAGACCACCCAUUUCAAUUCAAAACCUCAAAAACCCAAUAAAACCCAGAAAGCAAAAGGUAAAUAACACCCCAAACUCCCACACUUUUCUACCCAUUUGGGCAUUUUACUUCAAAACCUCAAAACCCAGAGCCAAAGACUUAAAAAGAUCAAAACUUUCUCACAUUUCUCUCAAACCAAAACAUGCAUUCCCUUCUCGCUGUUCUCCUUCUCCUUCUUCUCUUAACCCCUCUUUGUCUCUCCUCAGUGUCUGAGCUCCAGGCUCUCAUGGCCAUGAAGGCCUCUCUGGACCCACAAAACCAGUUCUUGACUUCAUGGACUCCUCAUUCUGAUCCAUGUGGUGAUGAUUUUGAAGGUGUGGCUUGCAAUGAGCAAGGCCUUGUGACCAAUAUCUCUUUGCAAGGGAAGGGACUCUGGGGACAGAUACCCUCAUCUGUGGGUGACCUGAAGAGCCUCACAGGCCUGUACCUCCACUUCAAUGCCUUGAGUGGGAAAAUCCCAAAGGAGAUUGCUAAUUUGGACCAGCUUAGUGACUUGUAUCUAAAUGUGAAUAAUCUCUCUGGAACAAUUCCUAGGCAGAUUGGUAACAUGUCUAAUCUUCAAGUUCUGCAGCUGUGUUAUAACAAGUUGACUGGUGGCAUACCUACAGAACUGGGACAUCUUAGGAGCCUAACUGUCCUUGCAUUGCAAUCCAAUCAGUUAACGGGGGCGAUUCCUGCUAGUUUGGGAGAGCUGGAUACAUUAACAAGGUUGGAUUUGAGCUUUAAUAACUUUUUUGGUCCUAUUCCUGCAAGGUUAGCUGAUGCCCCUAUGCUACAAGUACUUGACAUCCGAAACAAUAUCCUCUCUGGCAAUGUACCUCCAGCUCUGAGGAGACUUAAUGGAGGAUUCCAAUACGAAAACAACCCUAGGUUAUGUGGUGUUGGGUUUUCUGACUUAAAAGUUUGCAAUGCUAAUGCUCAGAACCCAAACAUGCCACAACCUUAUGAACCUAAUAACCUUUCUGCAAAAGAUCUUCCAAACUCACCUCCUGCAAAAGAUAUCCCCGAGUCGGCUAAUGUACAGUCCAAUUGCAGCCAAUCCCGCUGUUCAGGAGCAUCAAAAUCUACCCAAGUUGGUAUAGUUCUUGGGGUGAUCGGAGUUGUUGUUGCUUUAACUGUAGCUGGACUCUUCAUGUUCUCAUGGUAUCGACGGAGGAAACAGAAGAUUGGGAAUUCUUUUGACACAUUUGAUAGCAGGCUUAGCACUGAUCAGGCAAAGGAGGUUUACAAGAAGACCGUGUCUCCUCUUAUCAGUCUGGAGUAUUCGAAUGGAUGGGACCCGUUGGCUAAAGGUAACGGCGGGUACUCUCAAGAAGUUCUUGAGAGCUUUAUGUUCAAUUUGGAAGAAGUGGAGCGUGCAACUCAGAGCUUUUCGGAACUGAAUCUGCUGCGCAAGAGCAAUUUUUGUUCCAUGUACAAAGGGAUCCUAAGAGAUGGAUCAGUUGUUGCUGUAAACUGCAUUGGCAAGACGAGCUGCAAGUCUGAUGAAGCUGAAUUUUUGAAGGGACUGAAGAUUUUGACCUCCUUAAAACACGAAAAUCUUGUUAGGUUGAGAGGAUUUUGCUGUUCAAAAGGAAGGGGAGAGUGGUUUCUUAUCUAUGACUUCGUCCCAAAUGAAAGUCUAUUACAGUAUCUUGACAUUAAAGAUGGUAGUGGGGAGGUUCUUGAAUGGUCAACCAGAGUAUCUAUAAUCAAUGGCAUUGCUAAAGGUAUUGGGUAUUUGCAUGGUAAUAUAGGCAACAAACCAGCUAUAGUUCACCAGAGUAUAUCAGCUGAGAAGGUGCUUAUUGAUUCCCACUAUAACCCUUUACUCUCAGAUUCGGGUUUGCACAAACUCCUGGCAGCUGAUAUUAUCUACUCGAUGCUCAAACCCAGUGCUGCCAUGGGAUACUUGGCUCCAGAGUAUGUGACCACUGGUCGCUUCACCGGAAAGAGCGAUGUCUAUGCCUUUGGUAUGAUUAUAUUUCAAAUCCUCUCUGGGAAACGCAAAAUCACUAAUGUUACUCGUCAAGGGGCUGAGGUAGGCAGGUUUGAAGAUUUCAUUGACGCGAACCUUGAGGAGAGGUUUUCAGAAUCUGAGGCAACUAAACUCGGAAGAAUUGCUCUUCAUUGCACCCAGGAGUCUCCCAAUCACAGGCCAUCCAUAGAAUAUGUGGUCAAAGAACUAAGUGAGUUUAUCUGGACUUGAUGAUCUUAUGAAGUUACUGUCUCAAUUUCCGAAUGACUGGAUCAGGGCUUUAUAUGAAGCAAUUAACUGUUGACUGAUGCUGAAGUUUUGUUCUUCCAACUCUUGUGUCCUUUUCUUGAAGACCCAAGUUGUCUUAAAAUGGUAAUGUAUGUAUGUACUAGUUAUUGUAAUUUAUGAAAGGAUAUAUUCAUCCUUAUUAGUCUUUGUUGAACUUAAGUCAUUAGAGAGUUCAAUUAGCAACACUAAUUAUUUGUAGCUUUACAUAAUAACUGGUAGAAGCUAUUGUGUUUCAACUUUCAUUAGCAUGGUAUUCCUUGUAAACUAAGAAUUUGUGUGAAAUUGUAAGUGGAGGCAAGUUUAACUUCCUGGAUUUGCAAGCUAC
Messenger RNA from Rosa rugosa (rugosa rose), 2907 nucleotides. Its product is annotated as protein NSP-INTERACTING KINASE 2. The transcript has 4 exons. The coding region runs from base 480 to 2525 and encodes 681 amino acids. Gene Ontology annotation, biological process: protein phosphorylation. The record is from RefSeq and is a predicted model, not a curated record. Gene Ontology annotation, molecular function: protein kinase activity; protein binding; ATP binding. Gene Ontology annotation, cellular component: membrane. Lineage: Eukaryota; Viridiplantae; Streptophyta; Magnoliopsida; Rosales; Rosaceae.